AUGCAUUGCGCGAUGCGCUAUUUUUGCUUGGGCUGGCUGGUGGUUGCGGCAGUGGGGCAGUCGUGCCUCCACCAGGAGUGUGAGGAUGGCGCCUUGCUACAGCUUUCGCACGGACUUGCCCAAAAUUCCACCCAGGUCGCCAAGCAGGUGGGAGAUGAGUGCACCUCCGAUGCGGAGUGUGAGACUGGCAUUUGUGCACUCACCUGGUAUGGCUUUGCCAGCCGGGAAUACGCUGGCGACUUCUUCGAUGGAUACGCGCUGAAGGCCUGCCAGCUCAAGUUGCAGGAGUUCAAGAUUGAGCUCACCCGGAAGCGGAACAUCAAAGGAAGCAAGACCGCCUCCGCCAAGUAUAGGCCAAUUUUGCAGGAUGCCAAGAAGGCCUGGGAAUCCAUCAUCCGCGGCCGGUCGCUGAACGCGCCGCCGCGUGCGGGGACGAGCCUGACGAUUCAGUAUGCUUUUCCGAGCGCGAAGGAAUUCAGCAAGAAGUAUUGCAGCUGCAACGCUUGCUGUAACAACAUGGCCGGUUCCUCCGGCCCAAUGGUGUUCUUCCAAGCAGACCCUGGACUCUCAGGACUUCGAGGAGUGGUCAGCACAGCUGAAAUGGUGUUCAACACCAAGAAGCUGAACAAGUACCGCGGGAAGAUCGCUUUCAUCCGAGCGCUUUUUUUGCGUGAGAUUGGAGUGGCGCUGGGCAUUGGCUCCACUUGGAAGUAUUUGGGCAUUGCAUACAAGGACCCAAAGAAGCGCAACACCCUGAAGAAUCUCUAUGCGAACACUGACGAUGUCGCCGGUGGGCUAUAUUGGUCCUCCAAUUUCGGGAUGACGCAUGGUGUCGUGGAGCUCGACAAGACCACGCGCCAGAUGCCUCUUCCGAAGCCCAUCCCUCGGUGCUGCGGAUAUGCUCAGGAUGUGAUGAAGGCCAGCUUGGAAUCUGCCACCGUGAUUGGCCCACAGAGUGUUGGCUUCUUGAAUGCCUUGGGGUACACCAUCGACUACCAAAACGCCAACCAGCCACUGUUCGUUUCGGUGCCUUGUGAUGGAUGCGAUGCGGAGCCACAGCUCUUCAAGCCCAACAUGUUGGUCAAGGAUCGGGGAGGCAAGACGAUCGCGAACGUCAAGGGAGUUGGCAAGAAGAGCUCCCUUUUGGCCGUGUCGGAAGGCGUCGAAGGAUCAGGCUUGGACUCCGUCUCUGCUCGACCGGCAGGAAGGCCGUGCACGCGCGACGAGGAUUGCAGCGGUGUUUGCGUGACCAGCAUGGUGGGGUUCCUUGAGGCGAAGGGUUACAAUCUCUACGAUGAAGGCAUCAGAGGUUUCGCAUCGAAAGUGUGCAAGCCGAAGCAUCAUGACUUCGACAUCGUCCUAGAUCCCGUCAAUUCCAGGCCGGACUAUGAUUACAUUUAUGAGGAGGCGCGUCAGAAGUGGCUGAGCAUCAUUCGCGGCAUCGCCAGACCGAUCAGAUACGACGUGAAUCCAGUGAACCUGGUCAUUGAAACCGCCUGGUUCGUCGCCUCCAGCGACAUCAUAGCUUAUAGCGGGCCCACCGAAGCACACUUCGUGGACUCGGCGGAUGGCAGCUAUUGGAUACCGAAGAAGGGCAUCCUGCAAUUCAACCUGGACUUCCUUUUGAACGACCGGAUGUCUUUGAAGCAGUUCAAGGCAUAUGUCUUGCAGCAGAUGGGGAAGGUGCUUCUCAUUGGCCUAUGGGAUCUCUUGACCACGAGCGCUCAAUGUAUGGAACCCGACCGCUUCACGGAUGCCUACCUAGAUGGCGGAGGCAAAGCCGCUAUGGCGCACUAUAUCCUCUCCCAGCAAUGGAGCAAGGAACCCAAGAGGCCGCUGCGUUUGUAUCGGACUACGGAUCUGAUAGACGACGACGAUUGCACCGGGUGGGAUGAAUGGACCCUCGAGAACGAACUCAUGACACCCUGGGUGGAUCGGAGCGACACCCCCUUGAGCCUCAUCACUGCUGGAAGCCUGGAAGACUACGGCUUCACCAUUGACUACAAGAAUUGUGAUGUUUGGCCCAAUCGAAAGGGCAUGAUCUUUUACAGACUCUUUCCAUCUGGUAACUUUGAAUUCGAGGGGUCAGCGAAUGUCUCCUCAGACUCUUCAGCAUCUGAUCAGAAGAAGUACGUCAUUCAUCGACCAGAGCUGAAGUUGACGCAAGGUUCGAAGGUCAUCGCCACGGUGCCUCGUGAUGCUAAGCCCUCUGACCUGCGUGCCGCUAAGAAGGACCUGCAAGCCUUCAUGAACCAAGCUCAUCCUUUACCUCCUGCGUAA
Durusdinium trenchii is the source of this 2280-nucleotide messenger RNA. Lineage: Eukaryota; Dinophyceae; Suessiales; Symbiodiniaceae. The record is from the annotation of a GenBank genome assembly.